Molecule: messenger RNA, 4119 nt
Organism: Poecile atricapillus (Black-capped chickadee)
Lineage: Eukaryota; Metazoa; Chordata; Aves; Passeriformes; Paridae
Gene: MPL
Product: MPL proto-oncogene, thrombopoietin receptor
Exons: 10
Coding region: 2220-3992 (590 amino acids)
Biological process (GO): positive regulation of cell population proliferation; hemopoiesis; cytokine-mediated signaling pathway
Cellular component (GO): external side of plasma membrane
Molecular function (GO): cytokine receptor activity; protein binding
Source: RefSeq, a predicted model, not a curated record
CCGAGUGCGGCACGUGUGGCUCCAGCACAUGGGUUGCAGGAUGGCAGCCUGCCUGUGCCAGAGCUGGCAGCUCUCACUGCUCCCUGCCAUCCUGCUCAGCCUCCGCAGCCCACCAUCAGCCCCUGAGCCAGUGACAUCCCAAGGUAGGUCCUUGGGACUAUUUUCUCCCCUAAAGGACGGGUCAGAGAGGAGCUAGAAUGCCAGUGGGCAGCGAGUACCUCACAGCAGCCAAAAUCUACAGAAUUGGGAAGGGGGCAUUCCAGGAGGGUGUGCAGGGGUGGUCAGGGUGAGAAAUGGAGUGCCCUUCUCACCUGUGGGACAACCUGAGGUGCUUGGAGUAAAGGAACAUGAUGAUCUCUGCAAGCAGUGCUUGGCUGCCCCUGGGGAUGGCAGCCAGGUGCUCCCAGUCCUGUUCAGGUAGCAGAGGGGCUCCUCACUCAUUAGAAGUUCUCAGAGUUAUGACAUGAUAAGGGCUUGAGCAAGACUCAACAUCUGAUGGCACAGCUCUGCACCACAGGCAAUGCAAUGGCACUUCCAGGCUAACCCCAUGUUCCUGCAUCAGGUUUGCCGUGAUCUUACUGUUCUGCUGGACACCCUCAUCUGAGCUGAUAGCUGGCCCCAGUCUGGCUCAUUGCACCUGCCAGAGCCACUCCUCAACUUUGUCUCAUUUCAGGCUUCUCCAUGCAUUCUAUGAGUGCCUCUUUAGCCUCUUUAGAACUUUCUGUAACACCAUAAAAAGCAUUAACUGAAUAAAACCCUGUUGAUCUCCUGUUUGUCUCUCCAGCUCUGCCCCCUCCCCGGAUCUCUGGCCAGGACAGACUCAGGAGCACAUUUUGAGUCACUCCCAUAGGGGCAGUGGGACAAGGGUCAGGGUAGGACUCAUCCUCUCUCUGCCCACAGCCUCUGCAAAGUCGUUGUGCCUUGAGCCCUCCACUGGCUUGGCAGCACUGCCCGAGCAUGGCUGGUGUGGGCUGCAGAGCUGGGCAGCUGCCCUUCCUGAGAAGUGGGAUGUGCUCAGCAAAGAUGCUCUGAUAGCCCACAGGACCAGGGUGGCCUCCCACUGAUGCCAUGGGUCCCUGUGCCACCAAGCUGCUGGGACCUGGCCACUUCAUCUCCUGGGGCUCGGAGCUGGGUGAGGGCAUGCCUGGGCUGGGGUAAUGGGGGCAAAAAGAGCAGAACAGCUGGGAGGCUGUGGUGGUGAUGGGACAGUGGGCAUGGAGAAGAAGGCAACACAGGACUGGGAAAUGAGGAACAGGGCUGGGGGCUUCAAGGCAAGAGAUGGGACAGGGCAAGCAGGACAGCAAGAAGGUGGCAAGAACAUUUGAGAACUGUGACUUAUUCUUUGCCUAGGGUGGGCUCAAUUGUCAGCGCAGUGGGUGUGUAGCAGAGAAUGGAUACACUCAGCAAAUGCAGCAGACAUUGGCAGAGGACUUGUGCGGUCCCAAAGUUGGGGACAACCCCUGGGGAAGGCAGCAAAUGCCAGUAGGAAGAGGAGGAGGAGGGCUGGAAGAGAUCCCAGGGCAGAGGGAGUGGGGGAGAAGGGACUACUGAAGCAAUGCUGGGGGCAGCAAGAUCACCCCUGUGCAUUACACAUCUGCAUCUUGGGGCUGUCCCCUCUUCCAGGACAACAGGGGCAGACACCCAUAUGUCAGCAGAGCUACCAGUGCUUCGGAUGAAGAUCCUGCAGGGUGUGAUGCUCCAGUUUGUCCAUGUAACGACAGGGAGCACGGCUUACUGAGGGGGGCAGAGAAACCCACAUGCCCCCAGGGCAGUCCCUGGGCAGUGGUUUGGGCAUCACCCCUGCUCAGGACCUCAUGCCCCCACACCAGCCCUCAGGCCCUUUUUCUUUCCCUGGGGUGCUGCUCCUCCUUAUCUCACUUCCGUGCAUCUUCCGGCACGAGCAGGGCAGGGGUGCUUCCCCCUGAUCGCUGUGCCCUGAGCUCCCCUCCAACCACAGGGCUAUUUUGGGAUGUUUGUUUGUCCUCGAGGAGCUCAUGUUCUGAGGAGGGGGGCAUGGUGGGGCCGGGGGGAACCCUUCAUCAGCCAGGACCCCAGUGCAAGCCAGCAGCCAGCAUGGGUGCCAUGUCCCUCCCCAGUGUGCCAAGCUGUGGAGAGCACCUGUGCCAUGGCCCUGCUCAGGCUGACCCCCAUGCCAGCGGGCAUGGAGCAGGUGGAAGCAGGACCUCACCUGCUUCUGGGAUGAGGAGGAGACAACUGGGAUGUGCCACUUCUACUACUGGUACAGCAGGGAUGCGCCCACAGCGUGCAUGGUCUCCACAUGGCACCAUGGGACUGGUGGGAAGCGACAUGUCUGCGUCUUCCCCAGCCAGGACGUGCGGCUCUUCACCCAACUCCACCUCCGUGUCCUGGAUGCCACCACAAACUACACAAAGUAUUGGCGGGAGCUCAGCGUGGAUGCAGUGGGUCUCAUUGCUCCCCCAGCGAACAUCACGGCCCGCUGGGCUGGGGCUGCGGGGCAGAUCUGUGUGUCGUGGCAGCCACCACUCGCUGACUUCCUGAACUUCUUCCUCUACGAGGUGCAGUGCUGCCCUGCCAGCUCCCCAGGGAUGCCCUGCAACACCACACUGAAUCCCGGGGGGCAGCACCCUGGAGACCCCUCCAUCGAGUCCACUGUCAGCACCCACACACCCAGGGCUGGAGAAGCCUCCCCGGGAGUGGGGCAGAGGCUGGUCCAGGCCAACACCUGGGUGGUGCUCCGGGACCUGCAACCAGGGGUGAGGUACCACAUCCAGGUGCGCAGCAAGCCCGACGGUACCUCCAUGGACGGCGUCUGGGGGCCCUGGUCACAGGCAGUGGCUGCAGAGACACCCCACUCCUCUGGAGACAUCGGGCUGUGCUGCAGUACCCCUGACCUGCGGCACGUGCACUGCGAGUGGAGCUGGGACCCUGCAGAGACCCACAGCUCCCAUCAGCUCUUCUACCGGCCACCUCCAAACGGGGCUGGCACAAGGGAAGAUGCAUGGCAACAGUGCGGGGAGGUGAGCAGGGGGGCACAGAGCACCCAUGCCUGCACCUUUCAGCCCAAGGCUGGCAGUGCCAUCUCCGUCCUGGUGAAUGUCACACGGACCCACAUGCUGCCCACACUCAGCUACUUCAAAGAACCCUUUUGGCUGCACCAGGCUGUGCUCACAGAAGCCCCACAGCUUGUGCAGGCGACAGUGUCGCAGGGCCGGCUGAGCCUGCAGUGGCUGCCGCCCCUGGAGCUGCUGGCAGAGCAGCUGGACUACCAGGUCCGCUAUGCCACGGAGAACAGCCAUGACUGGAAGGUAGGGCCUGGUCAGGAUACCCCGAGCAGCCCUGCCCACCUCCGCGGUCAGGCAAACCGGGACCCGCCCUUUGGUGCCUUGGCCACCCCAGAGCAGCCAUGCCUCCAGCUCGGCUGUGCCCCGCAGGUCCUGCAGGUUCCACGAGCAGCUAGGAAAGAAGUCCUGGACCUGCGACCAGGCACCCGCUACCACGCCCAGGUGCGGGCGCAGCCCAGCGGGCCGUGGUACCAGGGCAGCUGGAGCGCCUGGUCCAAACCUGUUGUGGUUGAUGCCAUGGCUGAUACGGGCUGGCUCAUCCCCAGCGUUGCGGUGGUGCUGCUGCUCUUCUCAGCAGUGCUCCUGGGGCUGCGGUGCACCUUCCCCUCCCUCUACAGCAAUGUGAAAGAGAAACUCUGGCCACCUGUUCCUGACCUGCACCGUGCUCUGGGCAACUUCCUCCAGGAGAGCAGCAAGCACGGCCAGGUGAGGGGCUGGAGCAGGGCGGCUCAGCUCACUCCGGGGGCAGCUCGAAGGGCGGCCCCUACCACGUCCACUGCGUGUCCCCCCAGGACAGCGCCUUCGACAAGCAGCCGCCGGAGGAGGCCGUCGUGCCCUGCCUACUGGAGGUGCUGCCCGGCCCGCGGCGCGAGGCGGGCCCGCCACCGGAGCACGCUGGGGGCCGCCUGUCCAGCACGGACAUCGCCAACCAGUCCUACCUGCUCAUGAGCGGCUGGGAGCCGCGAGGAGCCACGACCGCCCCCACCCCGCCAUAAACGCGCGUCCUCACACAAGCACCCGCCUGGUCCCUCCUUCGCCGCCCCGCCCCCUCAGGCCGGAUAGCCCCGCCCCCUCG